Molecule: messenger RNA, 207 nt
Organism: Enterospora canceri
Lineage: Eukaryota; Fungi; Microsporidia; Enterocytozoonidae
Source: the annotation of a GenBank genome assembly
AUGAUUGUGGUUGGCUUGUUUCUUAUUUUCUUGAAGCAGAUGCGAAUAGCACUGAUGUCAAAUUUACUCAUAAAUAUGGGCAUAAAAAUAGUAGGAUCUAGUUCAGUCACAAACUGCAAUUUCCUACCAGUUGCCCCAGUUGCAUAUUUCACCCAACUCCCUCGCAUUUUUCUCAGGCAAAAUUUACCCCAAUGCCUCUCAGCAUAA